Molecule: messenger RNA, 562 nt
Organism: Homarus americanus (American lobster)
Lineage: Eukaryota; Metazoa; Arthropoda; Malacostraca; Decapoda; Nephropidae
Gene: RpL24
Product: 60S ribosomal protein L24-like
Exons: 7
Coding region: 3-530 (175 amino acids)
Biological process (GO): cytoplasmic translation
Cellular component (GO): cytosolic large ribosomal subunit
Molecular function (GO): mRNA binding; structural constituent of ribosome
Source: RefSeq, a predicted model, not a curated record
UAAUGUUGACCGUCAUUUGUUUACGUCUGGUCCUUGUAGUGUUGUUGUUCGCCAUGAAGCUUCAGCUUUGUAAUUUCAGUGGAUAUAAAAUCCAACCCGGCCAUGGGAAAACCAUGGUCCGGACUGAUGGCAAGGUAUAUGUAUUCCUCAGUGCCAAGUGUGAGCGUGCCCACAUGAUGAGAAGAAAUCCUCGAGAGAUACGAUGGACAAUUCUCUAUAGGCGUAAGCACAAGAAGGGCAUGGAAGAAGAGACCACCAAGAAACGCACUCGCCGUACCCAGAAAUACCAUCGUGCCAUUGUUGGAGCUUCUCUCACAGACAUUAUGGCCAAAAGGAACAUGAAGCCAGAAGUACGGAAAGCCCAACGGGAACAAGCUAUCAGAGCUGCCAAGGAGAAGACUAAGGCAGCCAAGGCUAACAAGAAGGCUAAUGCUCCAGCUGCUGGCAAAACAAAGAAAACAACUCAGAAGGCGCCCAAGGUGCCUAGGGCUGGUCGUCCUGGUCAUGGUGGACAUGGUGGCCGUCGAUAAUUUAAUGAUCCAUAAAUAAAAAAUUCCUUAUG